Molecule: messenger RNA, 1758 nt
Organism: Cornus florida
Lineage: Eukaryota; Viridiplantae; Streptophyta; Magnoliopsida; Cornales; Cornaceae
Product: GDP-mannose transporter GONST3-like
Exons: 2
Coding region: 260-1405 (381 amino acids)
Cellular component (GO): Golgi apparatus
Molecular function (GO): antiporter activity; GDP-fucose transmembrane transporter activity
Source: RefSeq, a predicted model, not a curated record
AUAAUUAUAAUUAUAUACACACUCAGUGUCUCGCAUAGAUACAGAGAGAGAAAACCAACAAAUUGUUUCAGGUUACAUCUCGAUCGAUCAACAUCUACACUCCAAAUCACCAAAGUGGCCGCCUGCACCGACACUUCCUCGGCACGCUCUCUCCGACUCAAAACCCUAAGGAGAAAACUUCGAUAUCACCGCAGAUGCGGAAUCGACAACAACGGUGAAGUGACGACGACUGUGAAUCGCCGCGAAAUUUCAGCUAAAGAUGCCCAAUGAAGAGGAAAAUCUCAGAGAUGUGGAAAAUCCCAAAGAUGGUGAGGCCCAGAUAGGUUCAGAUGUUUCAUCUUCUAGCGAAUCCCAAGUUACCUGGUAUAGUGGCUUACUUCAUCAAGCAUCAGUCUAUGGUAUAGCUGCCGGAUACUGCCUUUCGGCAUCAUUGCUCUCCAUUAUCAACAAGUGGGCUGUUAUGAAAUUUCCUUACCCGGGGGCACUAACUGCUCUACAGUACUUCACAAGCGCAGCUGGGGUCUUCAUUUGUGGGUGGCUCAAGUUAAUAGAGCAUGAUCGGCUUGAUCUUCUGACAAUGUGGCGGUUCCUACCAGCUGCAGUUAUAUUCUACCUCUCUCUCUUCACCAACAGUGAGCUACUUCUCCAUGCUAAUGUUGACACCUUCAUUGUCUUUCGUUCAGCAGUUCCCAUUUUUGUUGCAAUAGGAGAGACUUUAUACUUGCAUCAGCCGUGGCCGACAAUGAGGACAUGGCUCUCACUUGCCACCAUCUUUGGUGGUAGUGUGCUUUAUGUCAUAACAGACUAUCAGUUCACACUCAUGGCUUAUAGCUGGGCCUUGGCAUACCUAGUAAGCAUGUCCAUAGAUUUUGUCUACAUUAAGCAUGUGGUCAUGACCAUUGGUCUAAAUACAUGGGGUCUUGUGCUGUACAACAAUCUCGAGGCUCUGCUACUGUUUCCAUUAGAGCUUCUUAUUAUGGGAGAGUUGAAGAAGAUAAAGCAUGAAAUUACGGAUGAGUCAGAUUGGCACACUUUUCAGGUGAUUCUUCCAGUUGGAUUAUCAUGUCUGUUUGGUUUAGCCAUCUCUUUCUUUGGGUUUUCUUGCCGCAGAGCAAUUUCUGCAACGGGAUUCACUGUUCUAGGCAUAGUGAACAAGCUAUUGACAGUUGUGAUUAAUCUGAUCAUUUGGGACAAGCAUUCAACAUUUGUGGGCACGAUAGGGCUUUUGAUAUGCAUGAUAGGUGGGUUUAUGUACCAGCAAUCUACAAGCAACAAGCCCAAGGCUGUGAAAGAAGUAAAUGCACAGGAGAGUGAGGAGGAACAACAGAAGUUACUUGAAAUGCAAAGCCACACACAGAGCAAUAGUGAUGAGAAGCAUCCCACAGAUCUAGGAGAGGGAAAAUGAGAGGUCAGAAUUAAAUCUUAUUGCCUUGUUUUUCAAUCUUCUUGUCAGUGAUAAGGACUAGGGGUAGCAAUUUUUUUUUGCAUUUCGCCAAUUUUGUGCACCUAUUUGGACGCAUAUCUGUGAUUGGAAUUUGAGCAGGGGUCUGAUCCGGAUGUUGCAUUCUUUUGAUGUAAUUUUCAACGAUCGGAAAGAAGAGGCAGCAUUUGAAUGAUUCUUUUAGUUGCGGUAGUAAUUCGGAGUUCAUAGAUGUGGUGUGGAUGUAAUUGGUCCACCUUUACUGAUUGAUAAAAUUGGUCUAGGAUAUGAUGAAAUAUGUUCCUUUUUCUUCUAACUUUGAGAAUUUCGUUCAUCAA